AGGAAGGUGAGAGCUGGAAAUUUUACUGAUCAAUUCUUCCACCAAAAAAGAGGGGAAAAAAAACACACAGCACUCUCCCUCGCGUUUCCGCCACCGCCCGUCGGCGAGUCCGUUCUUCCACCGAAAUGCAUAACAGAAUGAAGUCGGUGGGUUGGGGGAGAUCGACCGGCAACCAGAAGGUUCCGACAGUUCUGCCAGUCCGCCGAACGCGGCCCUCUCUAAAGGAAGACUUCCCAUUCUUUGGCAGCUUGGAGAAGAGGGGAAAGGCCGAGAAGAAACCAUCGCAGUUGGAAGGCCGAGAAGAAACCAGCGCAGUUGGAAGAAAGGUGGUGCGGUUGUCGAUUGCGCAAGUGUUGACUGCGAUUUCUCAGACUCAGAAAUCUGUUCUGCGUGAAGCCUACAAGAACAAGAAGUUCUUGCCUCUCGAUCUUCGUCCCAAGAAGGCCAGAGCCAUUAGGAGGAGGCUUAGCAAGCAUCAGGUGUUCGUGGAUCAUGGAUUUUCGUUUUCCUAAUGUCUUGGAUCUCACGCCCUUUACCCUUCAGCAAAGGGUAAAGGUAUCCAAGUUUUUGGCACGUAUGGAUGUGCAGAACUAUAUGUUUGUGCUUUGGAAGACAAAUGCUCUCUGCAUCUUCAAACAUGCUAUGCUUCGAAGAGCUGAAAAGCUUGCAUCAAUACGGAAUUAUGUAGAUGUUGCUGAUCUUGGUUGGAGGGUGGAUACCCCCAUUGUCGAACCUCUGGCAGUGGGUGAAGACCUAGUCCUUCCAGAAGACAUCAGCUCAUUUGUUAUGUGUGAAGAUGCCCUGAAGCACUUUAUAGCAGAUCAGGAGCAAAAAAUUAUAAGUUCCCAUGUUACCAUUGAAGAUAUGCCAGUUUCUGCUGAAGAUGGAGCUAUACCGGGUUUUAAUUACCUGUCUUCCGAACUGAGCGCCCGAUUGACAAAGUUCAUGCAGCUUCAGGAUGUUCACCGUGUACUUUGGGAGAGUUUGAAAGAUGAAGAAAUAGACCUUGUUCUGUCUGGAGUGGAAAAGGGGUUGUUUGCUGCUGAUGGCGAGGACUUUCAUACUCAUGCUAAUGAGGUUAGGUCUGCUGUGAAUCCUGAAUUUGGUGACAGACUCGCCAAAGCAAUCGUGGAGUGGCACUCCUGUUUUGCAUACCCUGAUUCCCUUGCACCAUUGCCUUAUCAGGUUUCUGUUCCAAUUGACUGUGUGCUUCCCUUGCAUACCCUGCCUUGGACUCCCGCUGAGGUUGAGUUGCUGAUAAAAGGUGUGGAGGAGAUCGGGAUAGGCAGAUGGCAGCUACUGAAGGAAAGGAAGGGCCUGUUUCGGAGGCAAGUUUCUAAUAUUGUCAAUAAAUGGAACACGUUGGUGCAGUAUGAUCGUCGUCCCGGCUACUCUCAGCAUCGCGAUGGGUUAAGUCUGCAGCAGUUGCGUCGUGUGAAAGAAGCGAAUGUGGAGAAACCCAAGGAGCCUUGGAAUCAGGGGGAAGUGGAUAAGUUGGUUCGAGCAGUGGAGGAGUAUGGGACAGGCAGCUGGCGGGAUGUGCAACAUCACAUGCAAUCUGUCCGUGGUGUUGCGGAUAUUGAAGAUGAGUGGUGCACCUUGAUGAACCAUCUCAACAGCCCCUGUUAUUUUCUGAAUAUAGGAGCAACUACUACUUGGCAGCUAUUCCGGGUCAGGGCUGCUAACAUUGUGAAGAUUGAGCAGCCUGUAGGGUUUAUAUCGGGAACUAUGGAGUUCAUAACAGAGUUGGAUCUUUCGCCAUUUACAUCUAUGCAGAAGAAAAUGGUCAUUCAUUUUCUGUACAGGAGAGAUGUGAAGUGCCAUCUGUUGCAGCUGUGGAGGCUCAAUGCUGUUGAUUUGUUUUCAACCACUCUGUCUAUGAGGGGUGAUAAACUUGCUGAUAUUGAGAAGUGGUUGGAAUUGGGCACAGAGCCACAUGGCGAUGAUGAGGAAAAUCUUCUUACUGAGGAUACCCGGUUUUUUUCGGAUUAUGAAGAAUCACUGUUUAGGAGAACAGAAUUGCAGAAGGAUUCUAUUGUGAGUUCUGAACAUGCUCAUAAUCAGGUUCUGCUAUUUCCUGAAGAAGCUCUUCCUCUUGAUUUGAGUUCUUUAACUCCUGAGCAGUCGGCAAGGUUAACUCAUUUCAUGCAACGUGUCGAUGUGCACAACUAUCUGCUGGAGAUGUUAAAGCUGGACAUUUUCGAACUUGUCUUGUCCCGAUUGGAGGCAAAAAUGUCUGCUGCUUUAGGUCAAGAGGAGAUUGAGAUACGGAGGAAAGAGCUUAAUGAUUUCAGCUCGGUAAUUGACUUUCGUAACAGUGGCACUGGAGCAGAAAAGGACGUCAUUGUCAACAGGGUGUCAAAUGCUAGAUAUCCUGCCGGCUUUGCUCCCCAGAUUCACGAGGUGUUUGUUCCUCUUAUUUUUGUUGAACCAACUGACUCGAAAUGGACAAAUGAAGAACUAGAGCUUCUGAUUGAAGGUGUGGAAGAAGUUGGAAUAGGGAAGUGGGAGCUGGUGAAGGAAAGGAAGAACCUGUUUCGUAGUCUUUCUGCUAUUAAAUGUCAAUGGGAAACUCUUGUAUCGAUUGACAAGGGCGAAAGCUGGCUACUUGGAGCUCUUACAUUUGAGCAAUUGGGUCGUGUCAGGGCAGCCAGCGUUGUGAAGGAUGUGCAGUAGGUUGGUUACUGCUGUAUUUUGUAUUCUUUCUUAUCCAGGUAGCAGUAGGGAGACAGAGGAGAGCCUGUGGAGUGGAGUCUUUGGAAGCUGCAAGUGCUGGAAGGAACAUUGUGGAGAGGAUGGGAUGGGAAGCUAUAGUUGAUUUUCUUUUCUUGUGCAUGAGAUUGUAGUGAAGAGGUUUAGCUUGUAUGUGUGGGGUUCUUGGGAGAGGCGAUUCUGUUGCUCCUUGUUCUGUAUAGAUUUGGUAUAUUCCAAACCUUUAAGACAGGUUUUGUUGCUUUUCUCAGUGGUUUGAAGUACCUGCAACUUCAAAUCCCUUUUUAGAGGAAUUCAGAUCUUACAUUCUAUGUCUUGUAUAAACUUCUAUUCUAAGUUUUGUGCUACUUACUAAUCUGUCUUUCAGUAGAGGCAACUGG
Linum tenue is the source of this 3092-nucleotide messenger RNA. NCBI's taxonomy places the organism in Eukaryota, Viridiplantae, Streptophyta, Magnoliopsida, Malpighiales, Linaceae. The record is from the annotation of a GenBank genome assembly.